Boleophthalmus pectinirostris (great blue-spotted mudskipper) is the source of this 1346-nucleotide messenger RNA. RefSeq names its product fibrillarin (gene fbl). Gene Ontology annotation, molecular function: rRNA methyltransferase activity; histone H2AQ104 methyltransferase activity; RNA binding. Gene Ontology annotation, cellular component: small-subunit processome; nucleolus; Cajal body. The record is from RefSeq and is a predicted model, not a curated record. Gene Ontology annotation, biological process: rRNA methylation; box C/D sno(s)RNA 3'-end processing. Lineage: Eukaryota; Metazoa; Chordata; Actinopteri; Gobiiformes; Gobiidae.
AGGACGCGCAGUGCGCAGACUCCGAGCGCGACCACGUGUGAGGAGUUUGUGUUCCGUGCGCGCAGCGGCUCAGAGACACGCGCAGGAGGAAAACCGGGAGCAGAAUCACCUUUAAACUUCUCAGGAUCGCGACAUGAGGCCAGGGUUCAGUCCUCGUGGUGGUGGACGUGGAGGUGGACGUGGAGGCGGUUUUGGAGACAGAGGCGGUUUUGGAGACAGAGGCCGCGGGGGCUUCAGAGGAGGACGAGGUGGAGGAUUCAGGUCUCCGGACGGCGGUGGAUUCCGGGGCCGUGGCGGAGGCGGAGGCAGAGGGACCCCCAGGGGCCGCGGGGGCAGAGGCGGGCCCCGCGGCGGCCGGGGAGGAUUCGGAGGAGGCAGGAAGGUCCUGGUGGAGCCGCACAGACACGAAGGUGUGUUCAUCUGCAGAGGUAAAGAAGACGCUCUGGUGACGAAGAACAUGGGUGGGGAGUCUGUGUACGGGGAGAAGAGGAUCAGUGUGGAGGAAGGAGAAACAAAGAUCGAGUACAGAGCGUGGAACCCGUUCCGCUCGAAGUUGGCGGCGGCGAUUCUGGGAGGAGUGGAUCAGAUCCACAUUAAACCCGGAGCCAAAGUCAUGUACCUGGGGGCCGCCUCAGGGACCACGGUGUCCCACGUGUCCGACAUCGUGGGCCCGGAGGGGCUGGUUUACGCCGUGGAGUUUUCUCACCGAUCGGGCCGAGACCUUCUCAACGUCGCCAAGAAACGCACCAACAUCAUCCCCAUCAUCGAAGACGCUCGCCACCCGCACAAGUACCGCAUGCUCGUGGGGAUGGUGGACGUCAUCUUUGCAGACGUGGCGCAGCCGGACCAGACCAGAAUCGUCGCUCUAAACGCUCACAACUUCCUUAGAAACGGCGGACACUUCGUUAUCUCCAUAAAGGCCAACUGCAUCGACUCGACCGCCGCCCCCGAGGCCGUGUUCGCCUCUGAGGUGAAGAAGAUGAGCUCUGAGAACAUGAAGCCCCAGGAGCAGCUCACCCUGGAGCCGUACGAGAGAGACCACGCCGUGGUGGUGGGCGUCUACAGACCUCCUCCGAAGCAGAAGAAGUGACGUCUCCGUGCAGAUCUCCCGCCGUCGCCGACAGUUUUCAGUUGAAGCAGAGAAGAGUAGUUUGUAUUUUUAAUUAUGACAUGUAUAUUGAUUUUAUUGUCUUUUGUAUUGUUUAUUUUUCCCGUUUUAUUUCUGGUCAAGAGGAUCGUCUUUUCAGUACAUUUGAAGCAGCCGUGUGUGAACUGCUCUGGAGUUUGAAGCUAAAACGGCACAAAUAUGAAAUGUACAGACUUUAUUAAAAAACAGUUGGAGCUGA